AUGACUUCCACUGAUUGGGUUAAUGAACCUUGGGUGGUAUUGGGGGACUUCAACAAUGUCCUAUUAGUGCAGGAUAGGAUAAAUGGGCAACCAGUUCACAUUCAUGAAACAACUGAUUUCCAAAAUUGCAUCAAGGACAUAGGAUUGGGACAACUAACUAGAAGAGGUUACCAGUAUUCAUGGAGUAAUAAGAAGGAUGCAGAAUCAAGAGUCUAUAGCCUUAUUGAUUGGAUUUUUGGGAAUGAUCUAUGGUUUCUAAAAUAUAGUAGUUUGACAGCACACUACCUUGUCCCAGAGAGUUCUGAUCACUCUCCUAUACUUGUCAGGACUGAGGUGGAUCGAUAUAAUCUUCCCAGACCAUUCAGGCUCUACAAUACACUUAUACAACAGCAACCCUUUCAGGAGUUAGUUCAUACUACUUGGGAGAAGAGCAUAAAUGGACAUACUAUGUAUAAAGUCUGGAAGAAGUUGAAACUUAUCGAGAAAGGGGCUGCGCAAAUGAACCGGGAGAUGAAUAGCAUUGAUAGGAAGGUUGAGGAACUGCAGGAACUCCUGACCAACGCACAAAUGCAACUGAACAUGGACCUCUUUAACCCUCAACUUAUUGAGAUUGAAAUACAAGCUUUCACUCAACUACAAAAGUGA
Messenger RNA from Lycium barbarum (goji berry), 645 nucleotides. RefSeq lists its product as uncharacterized. The record is from RefSeq and is a predicted model, not a curated record. Bases 1 to 645 code for a protein of 214 amino acids. The transcript is spliced from 2 exons. Lineage: Eukaryota; Viridiplantae; Streptophyta; Magnoliopsida; Solanales; Solanaceae.